Molecule: messenger RNA, 279 nt
Organism: Paramecium octaurelia
Lineage: Eukaryota; Ciliophora; Oligohymenophorea; Peniculida; Parameciidae
Source: the annotation of a GenBank genome assembly
AUGUAAUUAUUUGCAUAUUCAUUUAUUGUUCCAUCCUCGGUUUCCAUAAUAUAUGUUAUACUGAUGAUUUGUCGUUAUUGCCAAUUAAAGUCGGACAUCGUGGCUGAUGAAAUAAACUUGAAUUGCUCUCUCAAAUUUCGUGUGAGUGUAUUGAUUUGUGACAUAGGUAUACAUUCCCAUAUUAAUAAGUAGUCUAGGCAUUUAAAGUACUUAGUGUGCAUUCAUAUUUCUCUGCAAGAAUUGUGAAGAAUAUCAACACUAUGUUUUGAUAAUCCUCCU